UCCAGAUGGUACCCCAUGGCAGCCUACUCAAGAAUAUGUAGUCAUUAUUUUUUUGGAGGAAAUAAAUCUGAAGAUUCUCGUCAUCCAGCAUAUAAUCCAACAAUUUUUCCAACCAAGUAUAAACAUAACCGACUCGCAGGAUGGCCGUUGAUGUCGAAUCCCCUUCUGAUAAUGGCAAUAACCAUUUUGUAUAUCUAUACUGCGAAAAAACUCGGACCAGCGUUGAUGGAAAACAGAAAACCUUUCAAUCUCAAGAAAACGUUGUUUGUGUAUAAUUUGAUGCAAGUUAUAUUCAGCUCCUGGUUGUUCUAUAGGUUAGCUACUGCUGGAUGGCUCACUGGAAAAUUCAGUUUUAUAUGCCAACCACUCGAUACUUCCACUUCCCCAGAAGCAAUGAAGGUAGGUGGAGUAACCUAACCUAACCUAAACCUAGCAUAAGCAAAACCUAAACUAACCUAACUUAACCUAAUCUAACGUAACCAACAAAGUAGCUAGAUUUUGAGAUUUUUUUUGACAAGUACUUUUUUAUCUUACAUAAAAAAUUGUUAUUUUUUAUUGAAAAAAGUAUCCUAUGUUACUUCUAAUACCUCCAUGAAUAUGUGGACAAAAUUUCAUGACGAUCGGUUGAGUAGUUUUCGCGUGAAACUGUAACAAACAAACUCACAUUCGCAUUUAUA
Leptinotarsa decemlineata (Colorado potato beetle) is the source of this 677-nucleotide messenger RNA. RefSeq names its product very long chain fatty acid elongase AAEL008004. The record is from RefSeq and is a predicted model, not a curated record. Gene Ontology annotation, molecular function: fatty acid elongase activity. Gene Ontology annotation, biological process: very long-chain fatty acid biosynthetic process; fatty acid elongation, polyunsaturated fatty acid; fatty acid elongation, monounsaturated fatty acid. Gene Ontology annotation, cellular component: endoplasmic reticulum membrane. NCBI's taxonomy places the organism in Eukaryota, Metazoa, Arthropoda, Insecta, Coleoptera, Chrysomelidae.